AUGGCUCUGUUUUCAGUUAUUUUCAUUCUUCUUCUACAUGUUGUGCUUCUUAUCUCUUUGACCAAUGAAGCUUUAGGUGUGUCACAUAGUUACCACCUUAGCCAGGAGGUGCUAGCACAACAAGAAGCCGACAGAGUGCAUGGACUCCCCGGCCAGCCUCCGGUGAAGUUCAAUCAAUAUGCAGGUUAUAUCACUGUCAAUGAAACUCAUGGAAGAGCACUGUUCUAUUGGUUCUUUGAGUCCACUGAUAAACCAAAAGAAAAACCUCUUCUCCUAUGGCUCAAUGGAGGUCCUGGUUGUUCCUCAAUUGGUUAUGGAGAAGCAGAGGAGCUAGGACCCUUCUUUCCACAGAAUAGCAGCCAACCAAAGCUAAAGUUGAACCCUUAUUCUUGGAAUAAAGCGGCAAAUCUUUUGUUUCUGGAAUCACCUGUUGGAGUGGGAUUCUCCUACACCAACACCAGCAAUGAUAUUAGUGAGCUUGGUGACACCGUUACUGCUAUGGAUUCACACAUCUUUAUCAUCAAGUGGCUUAGGAGGUUUCCACAAUUCAGAUCACAAGAGUUCUACAUUGCUGGCGAAAGUUAUGCAGGACACUAUGUUCCCCAGCUUUCUGAGCUCAUUUUCGAUAAUAAUCAUAAUCCUGCCAAAGAAGACUACAUUAACUUCAAAGGGUUCAUGAUUGGAAAUGCACUAAUGGAUGAUGAGACAGACCAAAAGGGUAUGAUAGAUUAUGCGUGGGAUCAUGCUGUGAUAUCUGAUGGUUUAUACCAUAACAUCACAACCAAAUGCAACUUCAGCCUUCCCAAUAAAACAGAUGACUGCAGUAAUGAAAUGGAUAAGUACUUCAAUGUGUAUAAUAUUAUUGACAUGUACAGCUUGUACACUCCCAUGUGUCUCACCAACAACAGCGACAGCAACAGAAGGAACGUCCCUGCCAUCAAAGGCGUAUCCCCUCAUUCUUUUUCCAAAUUUGAUGGGUGGCAUAAAAAACCAGCUGGAUAUGAUCCUUGUGCAUCAGAUUACACUUAUGUGUACCUAAAUAUGCCAGAAGUUCAAAAGGCACUGCAUGCCAAUGUUACCAAUAUUCCCUAUCCAUGGACUCACUGCAGCAAUAAUAUCUCAUUUUGGAGUGAUGCACCACAGUCCAUGCUUCCUGUCAUCAGAAAGCUUAUUGCUGGUGGUAUUCGCGUAUGGGUUUACAGUGGAGAUACCGAUGGAAGAAUUCCAGUGACUGCAACAAGAUACACACUGAGAAAACUGGGGCUCAGCAUUGUUCAAGAUUGGACUCCCUGGUAUACCAGCCAGCAGGUGGGAGGAUGGACCGUUGUAUACGAUGGGCUCACUUAUGUGACCAUAAGAGGUUCUGGUCACGAGGUUCCUGCUUUCGCUCCCAAGCAAGCUCUUCAGCUACUUCGACACUUUUUAGCCAAUAAGACAUUACCACCUCAACCAAUUCAAUGA
Messenger RNA from Gastrolobium bilobum, 1461 nucleotides. RefSeq names its product serine carboxypeptidase-like 34. The record is from RefSeq and is a predicted model, not a curated record. Lineage: Eukaryota; Viridiplantae; Streptophyta; Magnoliopsida; Fabales; Fabaceae. Gene Ontology annotation, cellular component: vacuole. The coding region runs from base 1 to 1461 and encodes 486 amino acids. The transcript has 10 exons. Gene Ontology annotation, biological process: proteolysis. Gene Ontology annotation, molecular function: serine-type carboxypeptidase activity.